UUUCACGCACCGCGCAGUCAGUCAGUCAUCCAGGCAGUGGACCAGCGAGCUGUCAUCUUCAUGGGCGACUAGUCAACUUUCUGUUCAGCCCCAUGAAGCCUCUUUAAAGCUACUUUCACGGACCUGUUCCUGCCAUGGAACCAAAGGAGAGCAGGCUUUUCCUGUAUGGCUCAGACUAAUGUCAGUGUUUUUGACAGUUAGGCUGCUAGUAGCUAUGUAGCUAGCUGCUCAUCAUUAACGGCGGUUGAUGCAUUGAAGCCAGUCGGCAAAACAUAACCCAAGCCGGAGACAGUUUGGAAAUUCUAUUUUACAUUUAUUUUUUCCCCACAAGUCUUGGUGUACGUAUUCCUGGAGAGUAAAAACACCUACUCUUGAAAGAAGACUCAAUUUAAAAGGCAAAGAGGCGAGAAAACCAGCGUUACAGUCCAGCUACAUUGGCAGCGGAUGUCCUAUAGAACGGAUGCGUGAGGACAUGUCCACCAUGGUGUGCGUGAAGGAGGAGGAGGACCCUGGAGAGAAACUGUCCCAGGAUGAGAUCAUUUCCAGGACCAAGCAAGUGAUCCAGGGGCUGGAGGCCCUGAAGCAGGAGCACCACUCCAUUCUGGAGGGCCUGCUGGGCACGCUGCGCUGCCUGAAGCAGGAUGAGGAGGGCGUCCUGGUGGAGGAAAAGUCCCACAUGAUCCGCAAGUCCCUGGAGAUGCUGGAGCUGGGUCUGAGCGAGGCACAGGUGAUGAUGGCGUUGUCGAGCCACCUGAGCUCAGUGGAGUCGGAGAAGCAGAAGCUCCGGGCUCAGGUACGCCGGCUCUGCCAGGAGAAUCAGUGGCUAAGGGAUGAGCUGGCGGGGACGCAGCAGAAGCUGCAGAAGAGCGAGCAGAGUGUGGCCCAGCUGGAGGAGGAGAAGAAGCACCUGGAGUUUAUGAACCAGCUGAAGAAGUACGACGAGGACUUGUCCCCAUCCGUGAGUGCUCAGGAGGAGAAGGACUCAGACUCGAGUAAAGAAACUUUGGAUGAUCUCUUCCCCGAUGACCAGGACGACCAAGCCCCAGGCAUCCAGCCGAGUCAUGGCAGUGCGGCAGCGGCAGCUGCCCAGCAGGGAGGCUACGAGAUCCCAGCCCGUCUGAGGACUCUCCACAACCUGGUGAUCCAGUAUGCCUCUCAGGGCCGAUACGAGGUGGCUGUGCCACUUUGCAAACAAGCCCUGGAAGACCUGGAGAAAACUUCUGGACAUGACCACCCUGAUGUGGCCACGAUGCUCAAUAUCCUAGCUCUUGUUUACAGGGAUCAGAACAAAUACAAGGAGGCAGCCAACUUGCUGAAUGAUGCUCUGGCCAUCAGGGAGAAGACGCUGGGCAGGGACCAUCCAGCUGUCGCUGCUACCCUAAAUAACCUGGCUGUCCUCUAUGGCAAGCGAGGGAAGUACAAAGAAGCAGAACCUCUGUGCAAGAGAGCGCUGGAGAUCAGAGAAAAGGUGCUGGGGAAGGACCACCCAGAUGUGGCCAAGCAGCUGAACAACCUGGCCCUGCUGUGUCAGAACCAGGGCAAGUACGAGGAGGUGGAGUACUACUACAUGAGAGCGCUGGAGAUUUACCAGACCAAACUGGGCCCUGACGACCCAAAUGUGGCCAAAACCAAGAACAACCUGGCUUCCUGUUACCUCAAACAAGGCAAGUUCAAGCAGGCUGAAACUCUGUACAAAGAAAUCCUCACCCGCGCCCAUGAGAGGGAGUUCGGCUCAGUUGAUGAUGAGAACAAACCAAUAUGGAUGCACGCUGAGGAGAGAGAGGAACAAAGCAAGGGGAAGCAGAAGGAUGGUUCACCAUUUGGAGAAUAUGGAGGCUGGUACAAAGCCUGUAAAGUUGACAGUCCCACAGUGACCACCACCCUGAAGAACCUCGGCGCCCUCUACAGGCGGCAGGGCAAGUUUGAGGCGGCAGAGACUCUGGAGGAAGCUGCCAUGCGUUCCAGAAAGCAGGGUCUGGACAACGUUCAUAAGCAGCGUGUGGCGGAGGUCUUGAGCGAGCCAGAGGCCCGUGAGAAGCAGCGGAGCCGUGAGAGCUUAACCUCUGACACGGUGAAAUACGAGAGCGGGCCAGACGGUGGCGAGGAAGUGAGUAUGAGCGUGGAGUGGAACGGGGAUGGCUCAGGCUCGCUGAAGAGGAGCGGCUCCUUCAGCAAACUGCGAGCGUCGAUCCGCCGUAGCAGCGAGAAACUCGUCCGCAAGUUGAAAGGCGGUGGCCCCAGAGACAGCGAGCCCAAAAACCCCGGCAUGAAGCGAGCCAGCUCUCUGGGGGUUCUUAACGUGGCGGACAAGGCUGCCAGUGACCACUACCAAGAACGAAAUAAUCGUCUGAGAAAGAGUCGUGACCUGAGUGCCAGCCACACCGACUUGGCGCAUUGAAGGUUUUUAUCGGACCCUGGCUCCUGGAUGGAGGGACUUCAUGAGAAAAGGCCUCCUGUCCACAAACUUCAGACCCUUCUCACUGUAAACUUCUCUGUGUGAAAGCUUUUUAUCUAAUUAUUCUUCAGCGUACAUCCACCGAGGUCUCACUGUACAGGUAUCUUUGCACUUUUUGAAGGUUUGUGCUCAUAGAGGGGAAUUGGAGAUGUUUAUCUGAAUCCAUACAUAUCGAGGAACAAGAAGAAUAUAUGAACAUACAGUAGCCUGCUGUAUGUUUGAGUGUGUAAAUCUCAUACUUGUAUAUCUUUUAUUUUGUAUGUGCUUGUACUGUAUGAAUGACUGUCUCUUUAAAUAUUUAAUGCUGUACUAUUGCUUAAAUGAAGGCAAAAGCAGAGUGGAGCUCCAGUUUUAUAACAUUUUUAAUGCAGAUUGGCCGAUAUUUUUUACUUAUUACUUGCAGUUCAGGCAUCAUUCUUGUCUAUAAGUCAUGUAACCUUAAAUUAAGAUUUCUUAUCUUGACAUACUAGGUGUAUAUGGUUUAAAUUAGUUUAAUAAGGUAAUUUAACUUGAAAUAAGGCACACUGAUUUCCCAAUAUUUGAGUUUUUCUGUGUAAAAUAACAAGCCUGCUCUGCUUCUUAUAUGUUUAAACUACCAUCUCUGCUGAAAACGUGUCCAGUGAUGACGUCUCAUCGUAGGCCGACCCGGACAGUAGCUUAGCUCUGCGUUCUCCCUGCAGGUUUCCAAUGGAAGUACAGAAAAGAUGCACACAUUUUGUCAGGCAGGAUAAAUAACAGUUGAUGUACUUUAUGGUUUGAUAUGUUGCAGCCUAAUAAUCAGGAUUAAAUGUUAACUUUAUAUGGCAAAAUCAUUGGAAACCUGUUGAAAGGACGUGCACCAGAAUCUCUAAAAUGCUCCGUCCUGCGUUGGUUGAAGAUUUUGCUUUUAAUGUUUGGAGUUUUAUGUUUACAUUUGGUAAAUGCUGACUUAUUGUUUCCGUCCUUUUUGCUGCUCUCUUUGUGUCUUUCUGUAUAAAGCCUUGAUAAUAGCGGCACUGUGUUUAUAUGAAUACUGAGGCUGACAAAUAAUGGAGCAGGACUUUGACAUUUUGGCACAUGAAGGCUGAGAGGCACACUCAGGUUUGAGGCUUUUAGUUUCUCACACUGACUGCACCGCAAACACCACUCCACACUCUAAACGUAGAACUGUUGCAGCGUGUUUCUGCUUAGGAUGUUAGUUUUUACACUUUAUUGUGUGGGUUCUAGUGAAGUAAAUCAACCAAAAAGUGCAGAUUAAUAUAGUUUAGAGGCAGUUAUUUUCAUGCAACAGUAACUCCUGAGAGUUUAAUGCAAAUAUAAAAUGUAUUUUUCUUUUGCAGCAAAAGGGAGUGCUUCUCCUAGAAAUAGUUUAGAGGUAGAGUUUGACAAUAAUGUAAAUAUUUAUUUUGUAAACCCAGAGUUUUGUUUUAACUGGAACAAUUUUACUGAUCUUAGAGUUAAACUGGAUGUAAUUUUUGGAAUAAAAAUAUGUCCACAUAACAGCAACUCAAAAAA
Molecule: messenger RNA, 3949 nt
Organism: Cheilinus undulatus (humphead wrasse)
Lineage: Eukaryota; Metazoa; Chordata; Actinopteri; Labriformes; Labridae
Gene: klc1a
Product: kinesin light chain 1a
Exons: 16
Coding region: 461-2398 (645 amino acids)
Biological process (GO): axo-dendritic transport
Cellular component (GO): cytoplasm; membrane-bounded organelle; kinesin complex
Molecular function (GO): kinesin binding
Source: RefSeq, a predicted model, not a curated record